Penicillium cataractarum is the source of this 1164-nucleotide messenger RNA. RefSeq lists its product as uncharacterized. The transcript has a single exon. The record is from RefSeq and is a predicted model, not a curated record. Lineage: Eukaryota; Fungi; Ascomycota; Eurotiomycetes; Eurotiales; Aspergillaceae. The coding region runs from base 1 to 1164 and encodes 387 amino acids.
AUGGACCCCGUCCCUCAAACCAACCCAGUCGACCAAGGCUGGGAAUCCGGAACUUUCGACUUUGGCUUUGAGGAAAACAUCGUUGAGCUCAUCGAAGAUAUCCUCGAGGAAGAGUCCCUGGACGACCUCUCAUGCUUCCCCGAGCCCACCAUCCCUUCACACCCAGUUUACGAACCAGGCAGCCCAGAGGACACUCGAGAGAAGCGCUACACCCCGCGUGAAGGAGCAUGGUGCGGCCACGAGGCAGUCCUGCGCAGCUGGUCCUCAGCCACAUCUCCCAAGUGUCAGCACUGUGGGGGGACUGCUCGAUGGCUGUGGGCGUGUACUGCAGACACGCCAGACCACUCGCCUUUCAAUCCUGACCCCGAGCCAAUCAUCCGCGACGUCAGUAUCCUCGCGCCGUGGAUGCAAAAGGCCAUCACGCGGGGCGAGUACACCGACGCCCAGGUCAAAAAGUUAUUGGACCACAAGAUCAAGGUGCUAGAGCAGUCAGCCUCAGAACGACGUCGAGUUGCGCAGCAAGGGAACGAAAAGCCUGCUGGGAGCCCCAAGGUAGUGGCCGCAUCGCUUAGCCAGGCGGUCGACAGUCAACUUGCCAACGACGACGAGACUACCCCAGACAAGUCCAUCGCACAAAAUCUGCCAAAGACAAGUGAACCCGCUAAAACUUGCCGACUGCUCGUCUGCCAAAGUUGCAAGCCCCGAUUCAUCGAACAAGGUUGGGGUGGGAUCAACGCCAUCGUCAACAAGCCAUACCAAGCACCGCCUCAAAUACCGGAAUACCUGGACCGACCAAUCUCGAACGCUACCAGGCUGCGUAACAUGCACGAGCACUGCCGGGACUGGAAUUGGAGCCCUGAGUUCCAGGUGUGGUGGGAAACGGCUCGAUUCGUUGGCGGGUACGAUCUCCUCCCCAUGCUUUUGAUGGCCGAGAUGAUCGGGUCUAACCAGACGCAUUUCAUCGAUUUUAUAGGCCAUAUGGUGCUUUACCGCCGCGUGACACGCAGUCAGAUGUGCCAGUGCCUGUACCUGUUAAGUCCCGAGGCGUGUACACUCCUCGUCCCGUUUCUCGGAGACGACGCGUGCUUUAUCCCAUGCCAUCCGGAACGGCUGGCUGUGGAGCUAGGCUUACAGCCCAUUCAGGAGGAGGAAGAGAGCCAGUAA